This is a messenger RNA of Ziziphus jujuba (common jujube), 1501 nucleotides long. RefSeq names its product protein ANTHESIS POMOTING FACTOR 1. The record is from RefSeq and is a predicted model, not a curated record. Gene Ontology annotation, cellular component: Set1C/COMPASS complex. Bases 280 to 1278 code for a protein of 332 amino acids. NCBI's taxonomy places the organism in Eukaryota, Viridiplantae, Streptophyta, Magnoliopsida, Rosales, Rhamnaceae. The transcript has 11 exons. Gene Ontology annotation, molecular function: chromatin binding; protein binding.
GGAUAUGCAAUGUCGAAUUACUAGGUCUAAGCGGUGUAACAUUUUUUUUCUUUCCACGUCUGUGAUCCGGAGUUGAUUACCUGGCCAGGGCAAGUUUCGGGGGGAAAGAUAGAUAACCAGAUGAGAAGUGGGGGAUCUCGGUAGACAAGCGAAAAAGAAGUGGGAAAGCUAUAUUUAUAUAUUAUUUAUUUAUUCCCGGGUCGGGUCAAAAGUUAGUCGGAUUGAAUAUAGAUUCGGUUAGAAUUUUGCAAUUUCUUCGAAGUCUGAAGAGAAAUUACGAUGGCUGGUGGACAAUCCGAACGGGAAGAUAAAGUCUCGUUGGAGCUGAGUGAGGAAAUUCUUCAGAGCAUGGAAGUCGGCAUGGCAUUCAGAGACUAUAAUGGUAGAAUCAGUUCAAUAGAUUUUCACAAGGCAUCAAGUUAUCUGGUGACUGCUAGUGAUGACGAGUCUAUACGCUUGUAUGAUGUAGCCAGUGCAACUUGCUUGAAGACGAUUAACAGCAAAAAGUAUGGGGUUGAUCUAGUUUGCUUUACUUCUCAUCCUACAACAGUCAUAUACUCUUCAAAAAAUGGUUGGGAUGAAUCCCUGCGGCUUCUUUCAUUGCAUGACAACAAGUAUUUGCGGUAUUUUAAAGGUCACCAUGACAGGGUUGUCUCUCUCAGCUUGUGCUCUCGUAAAGAAUGUUUUAUCUCUGGUUCUCUUGAUAGAACGGUUUUGCUAUGGGAUCAACGGGCUGAGAAGUGCCAGGGUCUUUUACAUGUACAAGGAAGGCCUGCUACAGCAUAUGAUGAUCAAGGGCUGGUCUUUGCAAUUGCCUUUGGUGGAUACAUACGUAUGUUUGAUGCUCGAAAUUAUGAGAAGGGUCCUUUUGACAUCUUCUCUGUGGGAGGAGAUACAUCUGAUGCAAAUGUUGUAAAGUUCAGUAAUGAUGGAAGACUCAUGCUUUUGACCACUAUGGAUGGACAUGUCCAUGUACUCGAUUCAUUUCGAGGCACACUUUUAUCCACGUAUAAAGUGAAGCCAGUUUCAGUAAAUUCCACGCUGGAGGCUUCUUUCAGUCCUGAGGGAAUGUUUGUUAUAUCAGGUUCAGGUGAUGGUAGUGUCUAUGCCUGGAGCGUACGGAGUGGGAAAGAAGUUGCAAGUUGGAUUAGUACUGAAAGUGAGCCUCCCGUCAUAAAAUGGGCUCCUGGAAGUCUUAUGUUUGUGACUGGGUCUUCUGAACUAUCAUUUUGGGUACCAGACUUGUCUAAGCUUGGAGCUUAUGUUGGAAGAAAGUAGAAAUUCUUUCAUCAACUUUGAAGUUCUAUUACAAAGCAUUCAAGGCAGCGCAUUCUGUCAACUACUGAUGAAGUUUGAAGUAAACAGCCAGAGCCAGCUGAAUUUAUUAGUGGCCUUAGGCGAGACAGACAAAAUGGAGCAUGAAGCAUGUUAAUCAUGUAGUGUUUUUAUGUAAAUAAAAUUAAUCAAUUUUUGUUAAUAAUAUGUUUUAUUUAAAGUUGUU